Fonsecaea multimorphosa CBS 102226 is the source of this 834-nucleotide messenger RNA. RefSeq lists its product as uncharacterized. Lineage: Eukaryota; Fungi; Ascomycota; Eurotiomycetes; Chaetothyriales; Herpotrichiellaceae. The record is from RefSeq and is a predicted model, not a curated record. Gene Ontology annotation, cellular component: peroxisomal matrix. Gene Ontology annotation, biological process: fatty acid beta-oxidation. The transcript has a single exon. The coding region runs from base 1 to 834 and encodes 277 amino acids.
AUGGCUUCCCCCGAAGAAGCAGUCCUCUACAGGCAGCAAGGCCGUGUCGCGAUCAUCACCCUCAACCAGCCCAAGAAACUAAAUGCCAUGAGCCAGCCUUACUACUAUCGCAUCUCCUGCCUGCUCCGGGACAUCGCAGAGAAUCCCGAGAUUAGCGUCACGGUACUCACAGGCACAGGCCGGUUUUUCUCGGCGGGUGCAAACGUCAAUUCUACAAGACCGGGUGUAGGACCAGACCUGGACAAAGACGCAGUACGCAACGAUAUCUUGAAGGGAUUCGUGAGCAACAACUUGGAUAUCACACGCUCGUUCUAUACACACCCGAAGAUCCUGGUCGCAGCGCUGAAUGGGCCUACGGUGGGGCUGUCCGCUGCACUGUUGGGCUUCUGCGACUUCAUUUAUGCCGCCCCGCAUACCUUUCUGUUGACGCCCUUCUCCUCGCUGGGGCUAGUCGCAGAGGGCGGUGCGAGCGUUGGGCUCGUGCAGCGCAUGGGUCUGGCCAAGGCCAACGAAGCACUCAUCAUGUCCCGCAAGAUCCCAUGUGACGAGCUCGUGGCAUGCGGCUUCGUGAACAAGGUCUUCUCUGGCAAAGAUCAAAAUGACUCCGACGGAUUCCUGAAACAGGUGUUGGCGGAAAUCGAUGACAAACUGGGCGACCACCUGAACCAGGAGUCCAUCAUCAAAAUCAAGGAGUUGAUCAGACGGCCAUUCUUGGAAGGCCUUGAGGCACAAGGAGUCAGGGAGGUGAUGGAGGGUAUGCAGCGGUUUGUCAAGGGAGCGCCGCAGGAAGAAUUUAAGAAGAUUGCCAGUGGACAGAAGAGACACAAAUUGUAG